CGCUUUAAUUGCCAACAAUUUUUUUUUUUUUUUUUCAUUUUUCAAGAUCACUCUCUCUCUCUCUCUCUCUCUCUCUCUCUCUCUCUCUCUCUGUUUCUCUCUCUUCGUCGGCCAUGGCCAUGGAGCACAGGACCUUAGAAAUCAACGAAAUCUCUGCAAAAGAUCUGCAAGACGUGAACCUCUUCUCCAAGAUGGACGUGUACGUCGUCGUUUCGAUCUCCGGCGACCGUGGCACGGAGCAGAAGACCCCCGUCGACAGAGCCGCCGGCAAGAACCCCACCUGGAAGCACCACAUCAAGUUCGCCGUCGACAAGUCCUCCGCCGCGUUGAUCGUCUUCCGCCUCCGCUGCGACCGCGCCCUCGGCGACAAGGAUAUCGGAGAAGUCAACGUGCCGGUCAAAGAGCUCUUCGCCGCGGCCAAGGACGGCGGCAAAGCUCCCCAGUUCGUCAGCUACCAGGUCAGAAAGCCGUCGGGAAAGCCCAAGGGGGUGCUGUCUUUCUCUUACAAAAUCGGCGACAAAGCCCCCGUCGUCGCCCCCACCGCCGCCGCCGCCGCCGUCGCCGCUGCAACAAAAGGGGAUGAGCCCGUUACUGCUUAUCCGGUGCCCAGCGUUGGACCCAGUACGGCGUAUGCGCCCCCGCCGCCGAUGGCAGCGCCGGGGCUGUAUCCCCCACCGCCGGGAGGAUACCCACCUCCUCCUCCGCCGGUGGCGGCGGGGUACGGGUACCCGCCGCAGGGAGUGUAUCCACCGCCAGCGGGUUAUGGGUAUCCACCGCCAGCGGGUUAUGGGUAUCCACCGCAGCCGAAUCACGGAUACGGGCCGAGUUACGGGCCUGGCUACCCGCCCGUUCAGCAGCCGCAGAAGAAGAAUAAGUUUGGGAUGGGUUUGGGAGCCGGGUUGCUGGGAGGAGCAGUAGGAGGACUGCUGAUAGGGGACAUGGUGUCGGAUUCUUAUGAUUCCGGGUAUGAUGCCGGGUUUGGUGAUUCGGGUGGGUUUGGUUUUUGAAUUUUCUUUUUUUUUUAAAUGAGAUUUGGACUUUAAAGUGAAAUAAAAUAAAAUAUAAUAUAAUCUUGAAUUAAAUUUAA
Messenger RNA from Malania oleifera, 1087 nucleotides. RefSeq names its product protein SRC2-like. Bases 114 to 1007 code for a protein of 297 amino acids. The transcript has a single exon. Gene Ontology annotation, biological process: defense response. The record is from RefSeq and is a predicted model, not a curated record. NCBI's taxonomy places the organism in Eukaryota, Viridiplantae, Streptophyta, Magnoliopsida, Santalales, Ximeniaceae.